Messenger RNA from Diceros bicornis minor, 2131 nucleotides. RefSeq names its product BUB3 mitotic checkpoint protein (gene BUB3). Gene Ontology annotation, biological process: mitotic spindle assembly checkpoint signaling. Gene Ontology annotation, molecular function: ubiquitin binding. Lineage: Eukaryota; Metazoa; Chordata; Mammalia; Perissodactyla; Rhinocerotidae. Bases 138 to 1142 code for a protein of 334 amino acids. Gene Ontology annotation, cellular component: mitotic checkpoint complex; bub1-bub3 complex; kinetochore. The record is from RefSeq and is a predicted model, not a curated record. The transcript has 8 exons.
CUCGCAGCUGAAGCGGUUGCCUUCCGGGAAGGAGCAUCUUCCCAGCACUGGGAGCGCCUUGGGAUUGGCCGCAGCAGGGCGCCGUGGGACGUGGCCCAACCUGGGACAAGCGCCUUCUCUCCGAGGGCGCAGGACACAUGGAACGGCGCUGCCUGGACCAGAUGACCGGUUCUAACGAGUUCAAGCUCAACCAGCCACCCGAGGACGGCAUCUCCUCGGUGAAGUUCAGCCCCAACACCUCCCAGUUCCUGCUGGUCUCCUCCUGGGACACGUCGGUGCGCCUCUACGAUGUGCCGGCCAACUCCCUGCGGCUCAAGUACCAGCACACCGGGGCCGUGCUGGACUGCGCGUUCUACGAUCCAACGCAUGCCUGGAGUGGGGGAUUAGACCAUCAAUUGAAAAUGCAUGAUUUGAACACUGAUCAAGAAAAUCUUGUUGGAACCCAUGACGCCCCUAUCCGAUGUGUUGAAUACUGUCCAGAAGUGAAUGUGAUGGUUACUGGGAGUUGGGAUCAGACAGUUAAAUUGUGGGAUCCCAGAACUCCUUGUAAUGCUGGGACCUUCUCUCAGCCUGAAAAGGUGUAUACCCUCUCUGUGUCUGGAGACCGGCUGAUUGUGGGCACUGCGGGCCGCAGAGUGUUGGUGUGGGACCUACGGAACAUGGGCUACGUGCAGCAGCGCCGGGAGUCUAGCCUGAAGUACCAGACUCGCUGCAUACGGGCAUUUCCGAACAAGCAGGGUUAUGUAUUAAGCUCUAUUGAAGGCCGAGUGGCAGUAGAGUACCUGGACCCAAGCCCUGAGGUGCAGAAGAAGAAGUAUGCCUUCAAGUGUCACAGACUGAAAGAAAACAAUAUUGAGCAGAUUUACCCAGUCAAUGCCAUUUCCUUUCACAACAUCCACAAUACAUUUGCCACGGGUGGUUCCGAUGGAUUUGUAAAUAUUUGGGAUCCGUUUAACAAAAAGCGACUGUGUCAGUUCCAUCGGUACCCCACCAGCAUCGCGUCACUUGCCUUCAGUAAUGAUGGGACUACGCUUGCAAUAGCAUCAUCAUAUAUGUAUGAAAUGGAUGACACGGAACAUCCUGAAGAUGGUAUCUUCAUUCGCCAAGUGACAGAUGCAGAAACAAAACCCAAGUCCACGUAACCAUCUCGUGAAAGUGAUUUCUCUAUGGAAAGCUUUGUUUUGCUUCCUACAAAUACAUGCUUAUUCCCUAAGGGGUGCAUUAUAGUCGUUGCGGACACGUUACUUAGUAUGUGGAUUUCUCUGUUCUCUGUCUUUAGAAACCUUGUCUGCGUGCCCUUUCAUACUGACUUUGUGUAGGAUGAGGAGUCUGUCCUUGUGCAGUAGUCUGAAGGAUUUUCUUUCCCAGCAAGCCUAGUUGCUGUUUAUGAGCAGCUAGAGCUCUUUUUGUAAAAUAAUCUAAACCUGUUAUUUCCAUGCUGUCUAAUAAAUCAGAUUCAGAACCCUAAAAUGUUGGAUGUUUUUAAAUGUCGGUAAUUAAUGUAAUUUACCUCGUGAAGAGGCUUCUGUAAAGCAAAACUCCCUUCAUCCAGGGCCUGGUGAGGAUGACAUGUUACCUUUAGGUGCACACUGCCUCGUUCAAUUGUGUCUAUUCUGAUGGACACUGGGGAUUCAGUCCUUGAUAAAGUGAUCUGUUGGAGUUCUGCCAUUUCCCUCGUGCCCUCUUGCUGGAUCAGCAGGGCCCUUGAGCCAACUGCAGCCUCACAGGACAGGCAUGGCCUGUGUGGCAGCUGACGGGUGCCCUUUGGCACAGCUCUCCUGGUAGUGCUAGUGCAGGAGGGCUCAUGCGGCUCGCCCCUCCCUGUGCCGCUGCAGUCGUCGGAUGCACACACACAGAGCCAAAUGACAGACCCGCCUGUACUUAUCCAUCAAAUGCUAAAUCACAGUGGAGCCCUUGGGAUGGUAAAUAAUGUAAUAGCCGGAGACUAACUGAUGGUAUUGGUUCUUUAGUGUGAUUAUGUGCUUUUUAAAGUCAUAACCACUUGGUUGAGGACAGAACAUAAAUUUAAAACAUUGUUUAACUGAAGGGGAAUUAAUAUAGUGUCGUAAAAGGUGACUAAAUUAAAGAAAUGUUGGGGACCUGUUUUUGAGGUUGUGGUGUGGGUGAGCUU